Messenger RNA from Rotaria sp. Silwood2, 273 nucleotides. The record is from the annotation of a GenBank genome assembly. Lineage: Eukaryota; Metazoa; Rotifera; Eurotatoria; Philodinida; Philodinidae.
AUGGAUUACAAAUUGUUGAUUUUGAUUGUUUUUCUAUUUACAUUAUUCAUUAAAAUUCAAACAGGUGAACCAGGUGACAAUCAAUCUGAUGCAAACAUGGACAACAUAAUUGAAUUCAUGUUACGUGAAGCUCGUAGUUUUGGUUGUAAUGGAUAUAAUAAAAUCCAUAUAUAUAAAUGCAAAAUGAAUUGUCAACGUCGACAUUCCAGCGGUAUUCGAUGUAUUAAAUCAUCACAUGGAAUACUUUGUGUGUGCGCUACAAAAUCUUCAUGA